AUGACGACCCACGUACUGGAUGUUUACCGAGCAUCCCCCUCCGGUCAGAUCCAUCUUGACCACAUUACCCGCCAACUAUCGCCUGACGAAGCUCUCGUCGAAGUGACGCAUGCCAGUCUAUGCGGUACAGAUAGUAUCUACCUACAUUCUCAGCAAGUCCUGGGCCAUGAGGGAAUAGGCAUAGUUAGUGCGAUCGGGGCCGAUGUGCGGAAUGUCCGAAUCGGCGACCGUGUGGGAAUGGGAUACGUACAGAAAACAAAAGACCUUUAUGGCAUGUCUGACCCUGACCGCGGUUGUCUCGGCUCCAAAACUAUUUGGAACGCGAACGCCCUUAUACCCAUUCCAGAUGGGCUACACUGUCUUUACGGCAUGCAGCCUGGGGAUCGUGUUGGAGUAUUAGGCAUCGGCGGCAUGGGGCAUCUGGCCAUCAAAAUGGCGGCUGCGAUGGGAUAUCAUGUUGUUGCUUUCUCCGGAUCGGAGUCCAAGAAGGCGGACUGCUUAGCCUUUGGGGCUAAGGAAUACUAUCUGACUAACGGCGAAUCAAUGGAAGAUAUGGAGCCACUAAAACACCUUCUCUUGUGCGGUUCCAGCUCGGAAGAUUAUACAUUCAUUCUUUCUCUUCUGGCGGUACAUGGAACAGUCUAUCCAUUGACAGUCUCUCUUCAACCGGCUGCUAUUCGAACCAUCAUGCUGAUUAACAAGGGCCUUCGAAUGCAAGGUUCUUUGGUCGCAUCCCGUGGCGAUCUAGCCAAAAUGUUGCAGUUUUGUGCGGACAAGGAAGUGCGACCUGCUACAAGCAAUUUUAGCCUUGCAUCUACAGAGGAGGUCAAUCAGGCCAUGGAAAGCCUGCAGCGUAACACUGUUCGCUACAAGGCAUUGCUUGUCGCAGAUAAACAUGCACAGAAGCUCUGA
This is a messenger RNA of Aspergillus vadensis CBS 113365, 912 nucleotides long. Its product is annotated as alcohol dehydrogenase. NCBI's taxonomy places the organism in Eukaryota, Fungi, Ascomycota, Eurotiomycetes, Eurotiales, Aspergillaceae. The record is from RefSeq and is a predicted model, not a curated record. Gene Ontology annotation, biological process: alcohol metabolic process. The transcript is spliced from 5 exons. The coding region runs from base 1 to 912 and encodes 303 amino acids. Gene Ontology annotation, molecular function: zinc ion binding; alcohol dehydrogenase (NADP+) activity.